AGCGGCCAUACUCGGUCGACGAACAGCAAUUGCUUUUCACCCUGCGAGAAGAUCUUACGCUGCUACGAGAAUGCCUUCCAUCAAACGCAGAGCGACAUCGCCUGUGCGUCCGACAGGUCCUUCUCCAAGUAAGAAGAAAUUGAAAAGCGAAAAUCAAGAAGAUGGUAUGCCGCUCGCCGAGAAACAUGGCAUCAUCCAACGUGACUUCUACCCACCCGAAAUGAGCAACGAACGUUGCGCACAAUAUAACAACAACGAGAUUCCGCGUCCCAUUGAAGUCCUCAACACUGCCCUUUCAUCUACAAAAUCCGCCCGCGAGAAGAUUCCACCUGGCUCAUCCGUCGUCCACUGGUUCAAGCGAGAUCUCCGACAAUCGGAUAACCGCUCUCUGGAAGCAGCGAGUAAACUUGCAAAGAAGCAUGGCAUCCAUCUGAUCUGCAUGUUUAUUGUUUCGCCCGAAGAUUAUCAGGCGCAUUUGACGAGUCGGGCACGCGUGGAUUUUGAUCUCAGGAACUUGGAGGUGUUGAAGCAGGAUUUGGCAGAGAAGGAUAUUCCUUUGUUUGUGGAGACUGUCGAGAAGAGGAAGGAUGUGGUAGAGCUUGUAUUGGAGAAGUGUGAGGCAUGGGCCGCGAAGCAUUUGUUUUGCAACAUGGAAUACGAGGUUGACGAGCUGAGGAGGGAGGCGAAGUUGGUGAAGAAGGGUCUGGAGAAGGGAGUGAGUGUGGAGUGCUUACACGAUGAUGUGGUCGUUCCGCCUGGAGCAUUGAAGACGGGAGCCGGGAAGCAGUAUAGUGUUUAUUCGCCGUGGUAUCGAGCUUGGGUGAAACAUGUACACGAGCACCCGUAUUUGCUAAGGGAGAGCGAGCCACCGGUGGCGAAUGACCCAAGCGCAAGGGAGAAGUUCAAGGAGCUUUUCGAGUGCGAGAUCCCGUCUGCGCCAGCAAACAAGGCCCUCGCAGAAGGAGACAGGAAACGUCUGGCAUCACUCUACCCGCCUGGCGAACACGAAGCACACGAACGUCUAGGUCGCUUCAUCAAACAAAAAGUCACCGCAUAUCAAGACGAACGAAACCUCCCCGCCGCACAAUCGACCUCCAACCUCUCCGUACACUUCUCCGCCGGCACACUCUCCGUUCGCACCGCCGUCCGCGCCGCCCGCACAGCAAACAGCACCCCCAAACUCGAUCUCGGCAACGAAGGCAUCAAAACCUGGAUCUCCGAACUCGCCUGGCGUGACUUCUACAAACACGUCCUCGCUCACUGGCCUUACAUUUGCAUGUCCAAACCCUUCAAAUACGAAUACUCCGACGUAGAAUGGGAAUACGACGACGCUCUCUUCGAGAAAUGGACCUCUGGCAUGACGGGUUUCCCCAUCGUCGACGCUGCAAUGCGUCAAUGCAAAGAGAUGAGCUGGAUGCAUAACCGCUGCCGCAUGAUCGUCGCUUCGUUCCUCGCCAAAGAUCUUCUACUCGACUGGCGACAAGGGGAGAAAUAUUUCAUGGAGACUCUGAUUGAUGGGGAUUUUGCGAGUAAUAAUGGUGGGUGGGGGUUUAGUGCUUCGACAGGUGUGGAUCCACAGCCUUAUUUUCGGAUUUUCAAUCCGCUGUUGCAGAGUGAGAAGUUUGAUCCGGAGGGGGAGUAUAUUAGGAAGUGGGUGCCUGAGUUGAGGGGUAUCAAGGGUAAGGCGGUGCAUGAGCCUUAUGCGAGGGGCGCGGCGAAGGAGGCGAAGAAGAAUGGGUAUCCGGAGCCUUGUGUGGAGCAUGCGAAGGCCAGGGCGAGGGCGCUGGAGAGGUAUAAGAGUGGAUUGGGGAGGGGAACGGCGAAUGUUGGAGGAGGAGUGCAUAAUUGA
This is a messenger RNA of Cercospora beticola, 1849 nucleotides long. Its product is annotated as cryptochrome/photolyase family protein. Gene Ontology annotation, biological process: entrainment of circadian clock by photoperiod; circadian regulation of gene expression. Gene Ontology annotation, molecular function: deoxyribodipyrimidine photo-lyase activity; DNA binding; FAD binding. Lineage: Eukaryota; Fungi; Ascomycota; Dothideomycetes; Mycosphaerellales; Mycosphaerellaceae. Gene Ontology annotation, cellular component: cytoplasm; nucleus. The record is from RefSeq and is a predicted model, not a curated record.